Molecule: messenger RNA, 1799 nt
Organism: Cryptotermes secundus
Lineage: Eukaryota; Metazoa; Arthropoda; Insecta; Blattodea; Kalotermitidae
Product: zinc carboxypeptidase
Exons: 11
Coding region: 144-1502 (452 amino acids)
Biological process (GO): proteolysis
Molecular function (GO): zinc ion binding; metallocarboxypeptidase activity
Source: RefSeq, a predicted model, not a curated record
CAGUCUAAGCGGUCUAAGCGGUCUAAGCCGUACAGUUCAAGAAUAAAAACCAUGGCCUAGUUAGGCUAGCAAACAUCCAUCAGUCCGCACUUGUAUUUUUAAUUGAUAAGGAAUGAUGUUCGAAGAUAAAGAGGCCGAUAAAUAUGUCAAUCAUCUGUUAUCCUUGGAAAAUCGCAGGGCUCACAAUAAGAGCUAGGCCUAUAAGAACAUGGACAUAUUCGCAGGAAAUUUACUGCAGUGUAUUUCUUCAGCCUGUUACCAUGGAGAUACUGAGAACCAUUUGCCUUCUGAUCUUGGCGGUUGUGCAUGCCGACAGGGCUACCUACGACAAAUACCAGGUUCGAAGAGUGGUGCCAGAAAGCCAAGAGCAACUUGAAGUUCUGCGGGACUUGGAGAAGAAUUCCAACGGACUAAGUUUCUGGGUGGGCCCAAGCAGAGUUCAGAAGGCCGUGGACAUCAUGGUACCACCACAUAUGCUUCCUCAGUUCGACGAAAUCAUGGCAAGCCUCAACCUCAGAUCCGAAGUCUACAUUAAGAACGUACAGCACCUAAUCGACACGGAGCGCCCCAAAGUGAGGCCGAGAGCAGAUUUCGGCUGGACAGACUACUACAGUCUGGACGCAAUCUACGCCUGGCUGGACUCCCUCGUGGAAACUUACCCUGAGGUCUUGAUCCCAAUUACUGUGGGCAGAACUUAUGAAGGCCGUCAGAUAAGAGGGGUGAAGUUGUCCUUUAAGGAGGGAAACCGUGGCGUCAUCUUGGAAGGAGGAAUCCAUGCCCGAGAGUGGAUCAGUCCCGCCACUGUGACGUACAUUCUGAACAAGCUGCUGACUAGUCAGGAUCCAGUGAUGCAGGACCUGGUACAGUCCUUCGACUAUUACGUCUUCCCUAGCGUAAAUCCGGACGGCUAUGUGUACACGCAUACAACGGACCGCAUGUGGAGGAAGACCCGCAGUCAAGGAGGAAAUCGCUGCUUUGGUGCUGAUGCAAACAGGAAUUUUGACUUCCACUGGCUGGAGAUUGGGGCCAGCAGCUCGCCGUGUUCUGAUACUUACGCCGGAUCAGCUCCUUUCUCCGAAAUCGAAACUCGAGUGCUGUCCGAAUACCUGACCAGCAUAGCGGACCAAUUUGAUGCCUACCUCACCUUUCACAGCUACAGCCAACUGCUGCUCUUCCCCUACGGGCACAACAAUGACAAUGUAUCCAACUACGAUGAAUUGUUGGCCCUCGGUCAGGCAGCUGUUAGUGCUCUGGCCAACAACAAUGGCACUCAGUACGCUGUUGGGAAUAUCUACAGCACUAUCUAUCCAACUAGCGGUGUAAGCAUGGACUGGGUGCGUGGUGUAUUCAAUACUCCCUACACAUACUCCUGGGAGCUCAGGGACAAGGGGAACCACGGUUUCCUACUGCCCGCGGACCAAAUUAUUGACACCGCUGAGGAGACCCUCGUUUCCUUGAUUGUGAUUCUGCGACAUGCGAAGGAAAAGUUGGGACGCAACUAAAACACUUCAUGGAUACUGGAGACGUAAAACACACUUGUACAUGGAGCAAAAACAGCGCUAUCGAUCGAACAGUAACACACUUCUGGAGUCCCACGGGAGGAAGAAUGGUGCACUUAAACAUGGCAAUUUAACGCAUUUGUAGAGUAUACGGAAUUAUUGCUCACCUACAUACAAAAAUAAAAAUUAAACUUGUACAAUGUUAUGGACCGAACAAUAACAUACGUUGAUAUGUUGGGAUUUUGGACUUUAUCCAUCGUCCUGGUUUUUAAGAUAACAAAUAAAAACACGACGUUUCGG